Molecule: messenger RNA, 5135 nt
Organism: Cydia fagiglandana
Lineage: Eukaryota; Metazoa; Arthropoda; Insecta; Lepidoptera; Tortricidae
Product: phospholipid-transporting ATPase IF-like
Exons: 17
Coding region: 69-3356 (1095 amino acids)
Biological process (GO): phospholipid translocation
Cellular component (GO): plasma membrane; endoplasmic reticulum
Molecular function (GO): ATPase-coupled intramembrane lipid carrier activity; ATP hydrolysis activity; ATP binding
Source: RefSeq, a predicted model, not a curated record
UCGACGCUCGCGCCACGUGCUAAGAUGCCUCGGCGGCUGUAAUAUAGUUCGACUAGAGUUUGGAGCACAUGAAGGGCAACAAGGUAUCGUCAGCAUCAGAGACCCGGCUGAUCGAGGUGGGCGCGCCGGCGGACGGCAGGAAACACAACAAGAUCAAGACCUCCCGAUACACGCUUCUCAUGUUCAUCCCACAGAACCUCACGGAGCAGUUUAGAAGGAUCGUCAACUUUUACUUCCUCGUCGUUACUUUUAUAGCCAUCGUUAUUGAUAGCCCGGUGUCACCGCUGACGAGCAUUGCGCCGCUUAGUUUCAUGGUGAUGGUGACGGCCGUCAAGAACGGGUACGAGGACUGGCUGCGGCAUAAGGCUGAUGGUCGAGUCAACAACCAGAUUGUUGAAAUACUCCAGCGCGGCGUGAUCAAAGAGGUCCGAAACUCCUCCAUCGCACCAGGCACGUUAGUACGAGUGAAGCGAGGCAAAGAGGUCCCAGCAGACUUGGUGCUGCUGUGCGCAGAGGGGGAGAAGGGAAAAUGCUUCGUCACAACGGCGAAUUUGGAUGGGGAGACAAAUCUAAAGACGUUGAGGGUACCGCCUCCGCUAGUGGGGUAUACUCCUGACGUCCUGCCUCAAGGCAUGAGGAUCGAGGUCCCCAACCCGGUGGCAGACCUGUACACGUUCUACGGCCGCCUGGAGAUCCCCAGCAUGGAGAGCCUGCCCCUUACCACCGACAACCUGAUGCUGCGGGGCUCCAGGGUCAAGAAUACUGAGUGGGCCAUCGGGUGUGCGGUGUAUACAGGCGAAGAAACCAAACUGGCGCUCAACUCAAAAUACGCCGGCAACAAAUUCUCCUCCUGCGAGCUCGCAGUCAACGGUUUCCUGUUCGUCUUCAUCGCGAUCCUCGUCCUCGAGGUCUUCAUCAGCUUCGGCCUGAAGGUCUACAAUGACAUCCACUAUCAGAACAGGGAUCUGUACCUGGGGCCUAGCCUGUACGGCGGGACUUCGGCUGUGACAGUCGCAGGGAUACUGCAGGAUAUUUUUUCGUUCUUGCUGCUGUACUAUUACAUCAUUCCAAUGGCGCUGUAUGUUACUAUUGAGCUGUAUAAGUUUACUGGCGCGCUAUUCAUCGGUUGGGACGAAGAGCUCCGUUGCGAGGAGACUGGGAAGCCAGCCAUCGCCAACACCUCAGACCUGAAUGAGGAACUGGGGCAGGUGGAGAUCCUCUUCUCCGACAAGACGGGCACCCUCACCAAGAACAUCAUGGUGUUCAAGGCCUGCUCCAUCAAAGGGAUCAUAUAUGAGGAGCGGGAUAAGCUGCUUUACGAUAUUGGGAGGUUUGAAGAACCCGUGGAUACUAGGCAGGCAGACAUCAGAUUCUUUUUCAAAAUCCUCGCUCUCUGCCACUCAGUCCAGAUAUCCAACGAAGACAUGAAAAGACUCAGCGCUCGCCUAUCCAUGACCGGAGACCUCCAACUUAUGAACAUGUUUAGAAGAAAGAAACCUAAAAAAGCCGUGGCUAACGGAAAUGGCGUAGUUGAUACGUCUACUUGGAAUGCUAUGAUGAGUGUUAACAACGUUGGACACAUAGAUUAUCAAGCUAGUAGCCCUGAUGAGAAGGCUCUAGUCGAAGCGGCCGAUAGACUAGGCGUCACGUUUCUGGGUGAAGACGGAAACAAUCUAAUAGUUAAAUUGGGAGAUGAGACUGAAAUGUACGAGAGGUUGCAGAUUAUCGAAUUUACAUCAGAGAGGAAAAGGAUGUCUGUUGUUUUAAGGGAUAAAGAUGGCAAGAUCUGGCUGUUCUGCAAAGGUGCAGAAAGCGCGGUGUUUCCGCUGUGCGUCAACCAGAUCAUGGUUGACGACACCAAUGUGGACAUCAACUCGUUCGCUAACAAAGGUCUGCGUACCCUCGCCAUCGCGUACCGGGAGAUACCUGAUGAGGAAUACGAAAAGGUUUGCGAAUUAAUAAAGAAACAAGACGUUAAAAGCGCGGAAGCCCUACAGCAAGUAACACACCAGUUCAGGAUGCUCGAACGCGACUUGACGUUAGUAGGUGCGACGGCAGUGGAAGACUGCCUGCAGGAUGACGUGGCAGAUACGUUAGCAUCAUUACGUCGUGCGGGACUCAGGAUAUGGGUCCUAACAGGGGAUAAGGUAGAAACUGCAAUAAGCGUAGCUCAGUCCUGCGCACACAUAUCAGAAAAUAGUAGACAAAUGUACAUAAUAGGAGUAGACAACGACGAAGCAAUCAAGUCACAUUUAGAAGAAUGCAAACGAAUAUUAGCGGAGCCGAGCUACAAAGAUAUGGCUCUCGUAGUGGACGGGAAGAGUAUGAGUUGGAUUUUGGAUAAGCCCGCGGCUCCUGAGUUUACUGAGAUAUCUUUGCAGUGUAAUGCUGUGUUGUGCUGCAGGCUAUCUCCUUUACAGAAAGCUAAAAUAGUAAAAUUAAUAAAGCACAGUCCAUCAAGGCCGAUCACCGCGGCCAUCGGCGAUGGAGCUAACGACAUAUCCAUGAUCCACGAGGCCCACGUGGGCUUUGGGAUUUUUGGUAGGGAAGGCUACCAAGCCGCUAGAUCUGCAGACUUUGCUUUUACAAAGUUCUCUAUGGUAAAGAAGUUCCUACUAGUUAUGGGGCACUGGUAUUACCAAAGAUUAGCUACUUUAAUACAAUAUUUUUUCUAUAAGAAUAUAGUACUUGGGAAUUUAAUGUUGUUUUUCCAAAUAAACAGCGCGUGGUCGACGCAGUCAAUAUUCGACUCGCUGUAUCUGACGUUUUUCAAUUUAUUUUUCACGGCGCUGCCGUGUUUGGUUCUCUCCGUUACUGAGCAGAGGUGGCCUAAAGAAUUACUCCUAAGAGACCCGACGUUAUACAGAGGCAUAAGCAGGAACAAGCUCAUGUCGUGGUCGCGGUUCUCCGCCUGGCUGCUGAUAGGAGUGUACCAUUCCGUGAUCAUUUAUACGUUUGGCGCGCUGGCGAUAAAACACUCCGUGAUCAACGCUGACAUGAAGGCUAUGGACGUUUGGGUUUUUGGAGCCGUCCUGUUCCACCUUCUCGUCCUGAUAACGAACCUAAAGCUAUGGCUGCAGGCUCGCUACCACACGUUUUACUUCGUGCUCAGCAUCCUACUGUCCGUGUUAUUUUACAUCGGCUUCAACCUCGGCUACUCUCUUAUAAACUUACAAAUAGACGGUGCAAUACUCGGCACGUACACCCGGCUCUGCUCGUCCCUGUCCUUCUGGCUGCUAAACGUACUAGUUGUAGUAACAACACUAGUACCUGACUAUUGCUAUCGAUACUUGUCAGACAGUAAGAGCAAGCAGUUCGUUGAUACUGGAGGCUCUGUCUUUACCACUAGAUUGUGAAAUGUGUCCUUUAAGGUUUCAACAGACGUGUUUACAAAUCCUGCUGAUCAUUGCUGGCUAAGUAGGAGCAACGAAUUCAAUCGAUCGACCAAACGCCGCAAUGUAUUGCAGAUCACAUGCGAUUAUCGGUGGCAUUUGGAGAGGCUAGGGCUUACUGUUAUCGAUACUUUUCAGAUAUAUUAUAAGUAAGGGAAAUCAACUUGUUGACACUGGUGCCAAUGUUUUUACCACUAGUGUGCUAGAGUCUUUUGUAAGUGUCUAAAAAUAUAGUUUGUCACACUUGUUGCUGCUAAAGAUAAUGAAAGAUGACUACUGAUAAUGAGGGUGCCAUAGACAAUAUUCCUUAACCACAAAUAUUCCGGAUAUGGAGCAGUUGUGAAAAAAGUUUUUUGGGAAAAAAGGAAUACGCUAUGCUACGGGUUAUUGCAUUAGCAAAUACGACUAUUUUUUAGAACAAUAGAUGGAUCUUUGUAAACGUGCCAUGAUUGGCUUACGUAAUACAGGGUAUAUUGAUUAGUCAAGUUAGCUGAUUGAAUCAAUUAAGUAAAGAGAACGCCAAGCGUUAAGUCGAUUAAGUGAAAUUAGUGAUAAGUAAGUAUUUAGUUAAAAAGUAUUAACCUACUUACUUCACAGCUGUGCAUUAACACAUUUUUUUGUGCAGGUACCUAAAUUAAAUAAUAAUUUAUAUUUUAGUAAUUAUUAUUCCUAUUUUUGGCGUAAGUAUCUUAAAAAAAAGCAUUGCUGUUAAACUUUAAAUAUUAGACAUACAACGAAAAUAAUAAUGUUAUUUUUUAAAUUGUGUAAGUAAUUAAUUAUUAACUUCUUAUAUUCCUUGCCUAUCUACUUUUCGUAUGUAAUAGGUAUUAAAAAUACAUUUACAGUACAUAAUUAUGGUGCUACUUUACCGCUCUUAGCACAUUAUGUUCCUAACUAUGCUGAAAAUUUAAAGGGCCAUAUGUACUGUAAAACGUAAUGUACGAUACAUGUGCGAAUAGGUACUCGUGUCGAUUUAAAACACUAUCUUCGGUCGUGUUUUAAUUUAUGGCCACUCGUUGCGAAUUUCCUAUUUUUUGCACUUGUAUCGUAGUUAGCAGAAUAAUGUACUUUUAGAUAUUUCUUAUCAUUUUUGUACGAGUUAAUACAUACGCACACAUACGUAAUCUACUCUGAUACCUACUAGAAAAUUAGAAAUAUGUCCAUUUACAUACUUGGACCAGUUAUAGUACAAAUAGAAAUAAUGAUACAUAUUUACAAGCCUACAUAAGUAUUAUAAAAAAAUACAAUACAGGGUUAGUAUUUAGAAAGUGUUGUUAUCGCGUUGACGAAUCGAGCUGUGAAUGCUGUGAUUUGGUCAAGUUUCAGUCAAUCCCCCACUGCGCUGCGGGGUUGAGAUAAUUUUAUUAGGGGUGUGUUGGAGUGUGGCUAUAGUACUCUGUAUUUGACAUGUAAAAAAGGCACGCACCUUUUUUUAAUGCGAAACAGGGCUAUAACCGCGAAAAUCGAAGUUCGCAAAUUGCGGGCAUUUUUCUCCGUUACUCUAAUUACGCCUUCAUUGGAGUAAAAGAGAAAGAUCCCCGCAAUUUGCGAAUUUCGGUUUUCGCGGUAGCCCCUCUGAUUUUUUAGUUUUGUUCAGGUUUUUUUUAUUUUUAGCCUGUUUGAUAGUCGUUUUAUCGUUUUGUACUUGUUCCUAUAGGUAUUUGCAUAUCUGCCUAUAGUGUAUAAAAUUUAGGAAUGUAAGAGAAUUUUAGUUAAAAUAUUUAAUAAAUGCCAAAAACAAUU